AUGUGUCAAGUUGCCAUCUUCGAGUGUUGCAGACAACUUCUGGUGCUGCCUGUGAUCACGGCUUCAGAUCAGAACUCAACGUCUCUUCUCACUUUCACCGUUGUUGCUUCAUACCUUCCUGUCGUUACACUCUCGGUUGACAGUGCCUGUGAGAAUCAAGAGACGGUGCGUUUUGCAAAGCAAACGACACCGCAGAGAGUCGCAGGAGCUAGUGUUUUAUUUUGGGAAAGAAUUUUUGAAAUGGAAGAAGACAAAGGAAUUAAGCAGGAGUCAAGUAAUUCAGCAACUGAGGUUUAUGAGCUACCUGGAGAACCUGCUAUUGUAAUUAAUGGGGUGCCUGACAUAAUCCCUGGUGACUGCUCUAUUGCUUCCCGUGGUGCUCCGAGCAAAGUUGAAACACAUGUCCUUUCAGGUUUGGGUGAAUGGUUUGAAGGGAGGGAAGUGAGGAAGUGGUUUAUGGGAAGAUAUUACUCCGGUAGAGUAACUGAUUUCGACAAAGAUUCUCGGUGGUACAGGGUUCACUAUGAAGAUGGGGAUUCGGAAGAUCUUGAUUGGAACGAGUUGGAAGAGGUGCUUCUUCCUUUGGAUGUUACAGUUCCACUUAAGUCAUUGGCAGAGGAGGUGGUCAGGAGAGGCAAUAUAUCUGAUUCUAAAUCUGUUAAGAAUGUAGAUCAUUCACAAAAUCCCCAAAUCAAAAGAAAGAUAACAAAAGGAAAGUAG
This is a messenger RNA of Sphenostylis stenocarpa, 720 nucleotides long. The record is from the annotation of a GenBank genome assembly. Lineage: Eukaryota; Viridiplantae; Streptophyta; Magnoliopsida; Fabales; Fabaceae.